Telopea speciosissima is the source of this 1497-nucleotide messenger RNA. Its product is annotated as RNA pseudouridine synthase 4, mitochondrial. Lineage: Eukaryota; Viridiplantae; Streptophyta; Magnoliopsida; Proteales; Proteaceae. The transcript has 10 exons. The record is from RefSeq and is a predicted model, not a curated record. Gene Ontology annotation, biological process: pseudouridine synthesis. Bases 58 to 1497 code for a protein of 479 amino acids. Gene Ontology annotation, molecular function: RNA binding; pseudouridine synthase activity.
CCUUUCCAGGCGAGACCGCGAGACUCGAGAAGAACCACAUUGCGGCUGAAAAUACAAAUGUUGGAACAGGUUCUCCCUCGGCGAUCUUCCCUUCCGACACCGACGAAACAAGCGACCGCGAAACUAUAUACUUAUAUCUUACUGCAACUGCGUCUUUCCUUUAGCACAGUAACCCCGGUCUCAAAAGAAGAGAAAGUGCGUACAGUGGAGAAGGGGAAAUGGCUCACCUUGCCUCCCUUCACUUCCACUAUUGACGCUGCUUCCGUUGCCAAAGAGCUCUCAGGCCGUCGUUCUGAAAGAAAUGAUGAAGACAUCACCACCACCAACACCACAACGGCUCUCAAAUGGGUACUUCGCUGCUGUCCGCACAUCCCGAGGUCCCUUGUGCAAAAACUCUUCCGUCUGAGACAGGUUCGGAGAGAGUGUUUCAUAUCAGCAAGUGCUUCUGAAGUUGAAACCCAAGCUCAAGUACCUCAUCUUAGAAGGGUGUCAGCCAAGGAUGCACUGAAUGCAGGAGAUCGGAUCUUUCUCCCCAUUACCGUACAAGAGCUGGCCACUGAGACCACUGAGAAACAUGAAUGUCUUUGCAGUGAGGAUGAAAUCAACUACAUCCGUAGCCUUGAGUUGUACAAGGAUCCAGCCAUCAUUGUUAUUAAUAAACCUUGUGGCAUGCCAGUUCAGGGUGGCAUUGGCAUCAAGAAGAGUUUAGAUGAGAUUGCGGCAACAUGUUUAAGAUAUGACUACUCGGAACCUCCCCGUCUGGUACACAGACUUGAUAGAGAUAGUAGUGGCAUAUUAGUGAUGGGGAGGACACAAAUGAGUGCUUCAAUUCUACAUUCCAUCUUCCGUGAGAAAACUUCCGGAGCAUCACUCGAUGACAUUGAAAGUACAAAAAGAAAUCUACAGAGGAAGUACUGGGCACUUGUAAUAGGAACUCCAAGACGUUCAAGGGGAUUAAUUUCUGCUUCAUUGGAAAAGGUUGUGCUGGACAAUGGAAAAUCUGAGCGAAUUACUACUGCCAGCAAUGGCCAAAUAAUGUCUUCUCAGCAUGCAGUAACGCAGUAUCGAGUGAUUCAACCUUCACUUCAUGGUUUAACAUGGAUAGAGUUGUGUCCACUUACUGGCAGGAAGCAUCAGCUCCGUGUCCACUGUGCUGAGGUUUUGAGAACACCUAUUGUUGGAGACUACAAGUAUGGUUGGCAGGCUCACAAGAAAUGGAAACCUGUACCUUUGUCAAAGCCUGAGAAGGGCUUGAUGGAGGUGCUUCCCAAGCAGAAGAUAGCUCCUUUUGGCAUCAAUUUAGAGGGUGGAAGUAUUUCAGAGGACCAGCCUUACCUUCAUCUCUAUUGCAGGCAGAUGAUUUUGCCCAAUGUGUCUCUAGCUUUACAGCAUAUGCAGUCAUCUUCAAAUUGUGAUCUUUCAGAACUGGAGACCCUCAGCUUGGCUGCCCCUUUUCCUCCACACAUGCAAAGAAGUUGGGACAUCUUGAGCAAUUGA